Molecule: messenger RNA, 1883 nt
Organism: Alosa sapidissima (American shad)
Lineage: Eukaryota; Metazoa; Chordata; Actinopteri; Clupeiformes; Clupeidae
Product: E3 ubiquitin/ISG15 ligase TRIM25-like
Exons: 6
Coding region: 254-1540 (428 amino acids)
Molecular function (GO): zinc ion binding
Source: RefSeq, a predicted model, not a curated record
AUCUGUUAAAGUCAUUGUGUUGUCAAUAUCUUAUUAAAAAGAUGCCAUAGCGGAAACAAAUCAUGUUGCUUCUCCAGUAGCAUUCAGGAAAAUCAACUAAAGCAUGCUCAGGUGACAUAGAUGACUGCUACACUGCUUACCUGUCCAUCAUCAUACAAAGCCCGCCCAAUGGACUGACUCAAGACUGAAUUUCCUGCCCUCAAAUUCGAGGGCCGGCUUCCAGGCUAGCAGCACGUGUGUGAGAAAGGGGAAAAUGGCCAGUGCUUCAGUGUUGGAAGAGUUAAGCUGUUCAAUUUGUCUUGAUCUGAUGAAGGACCCAGUGACUGUUCCCUGUGGACACAGUUUCUGUUUGAACUGUAUUACAGGCUGCUGUAAUCAAGAAGACCAGAAGGGUGUUUACAGCUGCCCCCAGUGCAGGGAGACCUUCACUCCAAGGCCUGUUCUACGCAGAAACACAAUGCUGACUGAAGUUAUAGAGAAGCUGAAGAAGACUGAACUGCAGUCUGAUGCUAAGACUCCUUUCUACGCCGGCCCAGGUGAUGUGGAGUGUGAUUUCUGCACUGGGAGGAAACAUAAAGCCAUCAAGUCAUGUCUAACAUGUCUGGUUUCCUAUUGUGAAGUUCAUAUUCAGCCUCACUAUGAAGUGCCUCGUCUAAGCAAGCACAAGGUGGUGAAUGCCACCUCGCAGCUACAUGAGAAGAUCUGCUCUCAGCAUGACCGGAUUAUUGAGGUGUUUUGUCGCAAAGAUCAGAAGUUAAUCUGUCUGCUGUGUUUGAUGGAUGACCAUAACGGACAUGAGACUGUAUCAGCUCUGGCAGAACAAACCGAGAAGCAGAAAACAUUAUUGCAGAUGAAGGGGUAUAACCAGAAGCAACUCCAGCAGAAAGAGAAGGAGGUGGAGGAGGUCAAACAGGCUGUGAAGUCUCUGCAGGCCACCACACAGGAAGCUGUUGAGGAGACUGAUGGGAUCUUCACUGAGUUGAUCAGCUUCAUGGAGCAAAAGCGCUCUGAGGUGACCGAGUCGAUCAGAGCUCAGGAGAGGGCAGAGGUGAGUCGAGCUGAAGGACUCCUGGACCAGCUGGAGUUGGAGAUCACUAAACUGAAGAGCAGAGAUGCGGAGAUGGAGAAACUUCAGCCAAUAGAGGACCCCAUUGAUUUCCUCCAGAGUUUCCAAUCACACUUCACUUCCUCAUCUGUGACUAAGACCCUUCCCAAGGUCACUUUUAAGCCACAGUUCUCCUUCAGUGAAGUGAUGAAAUCAGUGUCCCCAUCUCUGAGAGACAAGACAAAACGGUUCCACCAGGCAGUAUUCAAAGUCACAGGCUUCAUAAAGGGAGACAUGGUCAAACUGAAGACUCCUGAGACCAUUUCCAAGACCCUUCUCUGUGGGUACAGCAGCCACACAUAUAAAAUCACUGUUGGUGGUGUGGGUGUGGUCUCAGAUUUGAUAGGGAGAGAUUACAUGACUGUUAUCUUCCCUGACCACCCUGGCUGGUUGGGGAGUUCAUCUAGGCUGGAACUGGUAUUCGCAAUAAAUUAAAAUUCAGAAUCACUUAGACAUUUAUUUUUGACCAACCAAACCACAAUAUCCUUCUGGGCAGAAUGCUAAAUGUUUUGCAACCUGUAUUUAAUCCUACAGUGCAUGUCAGUUUUGCAGUUGUAUAGUAAAAGGAAACUUUAACAUUUGUGAUGAAUGAAAUGACCUUGUUCCUUGGUCAUGGAGUUGUAUUUCAAGUCAAGAUUUAUGUGUAUUGUAAGAGAGCUAAUUUAUAUAUUGUUGUUGACCAGUGUAAUAUGUGGAAGCUUAAUAGGAGAUAAUUUAAAUAGACAUCUCCUUGCUCUAGCUUGAUUGUUUAUUCUUAAUAAAUGUCUUCAAUCCUGAA